Galeopterus variegatus (Sunda flying lemur) is the source of this 1458-nucleotide messenger RNA. Its product is annotated as advanced glycosylation end product-specific receptor. Gene Ontology annotation, cellular component: plasma membrane. Gene Ontology annotation, molecular function: signaling receptor activity. The record is from RefSeq and is a predicted model, not a curated record. The transcript has 11 exons. Gene Ontology annotation, biological process: regulation of p38MAPK cascade; regulation of inflammatory response. Lineage: Eukaryota; Metazoa; Chordata; Mammalia; Dermoptera; Cynocephalidae. The coding region runs from base 80 to 1288 and encodes 402 amino acids.
AGGGUACAAGCCCCACCUAGGGCGGUGGCCACAGCGAGGAAAGGGGCAGACAGAGCCAGGAGCCUGGGAAGGAAGCAGGAUGGCAGCAGGGGCAGCAGCUGGAGCCUGGGUGCUGGUCCUCAGUCUGUGGGGGGCAAUAGGUGGCGGUCAAAACAUCACAGCCCGGAUCGGGGAGCCACUGGUGCUGAACUGUAAGGGGGCCCCCAAGAAACCACCCCAGCAGCUGGAAUGGAAACUGAACACAGGCCGGACAGAAGCUUGGAAGGUCGUGUCUCCCCAGGGAGGCCCCUGGGAUAGUGUGGCGCAUGUCCUCCCCAACGGUUCCCUCCUUCUUCCAGCCAUGGGGAUCCAAGAUGAGGGGACUUUCCGGUGCCGGGCAACGAACAGGAAUGGAAAGGAGACCAAGUCCAACUACCGAGUUCGAGUCUACCAGAUUCCUGGGAAGCCAGAAAUUGUAGAUCCUGCCUCUGAACUCAUGGCUGGUAUCCCCAAUAAGGUGGGGACAUGUGUGUCCGAGGGGGGCUACCCUGCCGGGACUCUUAGCUGGCACUUGGAUGGGAAACCCCUGCUACCUGAUGGGAAGGGAGUGUCUGUGAAGGAAGAGACCAGGAGACACCCUGAGACAGGGCUCUUCACCCUCCAGUCAGAGCUGAUGGUGAACCCAGCCCGGGGAGGAGCUCCCCACCCCACCUUCUCCUGUAGCUUCAGCCCGGCCCUUCCGCGGCGCCGGGCCUUGCACACAGCCCCCAUCCAGCCCAGUGUCUGGGAGCCUGUGCCUCUGGAGGUCCAAUUGGUGGUGGAGCCAAAAGGUGGAGCAGUAGCUCCCGGUGGAACCGUGACCCUGACCUGUGAAGCUCCUGCCCAGCCCUCUGCUCAAAUCCACUGGAUGAAGGAUGGCAUUGCCCUGCCCCUUGCCCCCAGCUCCGUGCUGCUCCUCCCUGAGGUAGGGCCUCAGGACCAGGGAACCUACAGUUGUGUGGCCACCCAUCCCAGCCAUGGGCCCCAGGAAAGCCCUGCUGUCAGCAUCAGCAUCCUCGAAACAGGAGAGGAGGGACCAACUGCAGGCUCUGUGGGAGGGUCAGGGCUGGGAACUCUGGCCCUGGCCCUGGGGAUCCUGGGAGGCCUGGGGACAGCCGCCCUGCUCAUUGGGGCCAUCAUAUGGCGAAGGCAGCAACGCCAAAGAGAGGAGAGGAAGGCCCCAGAAAACCAGGAGGAGGAGGAGGAGCACACAGAGCUGAAUCAGGAGGAGGAGCCCGAGGCAGCCGAGAGUGGUGCAGGACGGGCCUGAGGGGCCCACAGACAGACCCCAUCGUCCAUCAGCUUCCUUUUCUUUUUCCUUUGAACUGUUCUGGACCAAGACCAGCUCUCCUCUGAACAAUCUCCACCCCACUUCACCAAACCUUCUUCCAUAACCAGAGCCCCCCACAAACAGAAUGAGUAAACACUUGACAAAUCUCA